This is a messenger RNA of Capra hircus (goat), 8552 nucleotides long. RefSeq names its product G3BP stress granule assembly factor 1 (gene G3BP1). Bases 316 to 1830 code for a protein of 504 amino acids. Gene Ontology annotation, cellular component: cytosol; ribonucleoprotein complex. Gene Ontology annotation, molecular function: mRNA binding. The transcript is spliced from 12 exons. The record is from RefSeq and is a predicted model, not a curated record. NCBI's taxonomy places the organism in Eukaryota, Metazoa, Chordata, Mammalia, Artiodactyla, Bovidae.
ACGCGGGGCGAGAGCGAGCCGCGGCCGCCGCCCGGGCCCCAGGGUGAUCUUGGGGGCCUGGGGCCCCGCGCGGCCGGAUCGUCAGCUUUUCCCGCUCGCUUUCCCCGCGCGCUAGCGAGGCCUUCCUCCUUUGGUGGGGGCUCCUCCUAGACCAGAGGAGGCUUUUCUUUGAUGGUGGUGGUGGUGCGGGAGGGGGGAGGUGAGGCACGAAAGUGCGGUGAGAAUUUUUCGACACUGGAAGCCGAAAUGCUGCUCCUAGGUUUUCGAUUUUUUUUACAGGGAGUAAAGGGGCAGCGAGUUCAUGGGUAUUGAGUGAUGAUAAUAACUAACAUUUUUCUAAGCCCUCACUAUGUGCCAGGCACUGUGUGGAGCAACUUGUGUGUUUCUUCUUUACUCCUGAAACGCCCGGAUGAGGUUGAAUUGACCAAAGCAAUGGUUAUGGAGAAGCCUAGUCCCCUGCUGGUCGGGCGGGAAUUUGUGAGACAGUAUUACACACUGUUGAACCAGGCCCCAGACAUGCUACACAGGUUUUAUGGAAAGAACUCUUCUUAUGUCCAUGGGGGAUUGGAUUCAAAUGGAAAGCCAGCAGAUGCCGUCUAUGGACAGAAAGAAAUCCAUAGGAAAGUGAUGUCACAAAACUUCACCAAUUGCCACACUAAGAUCCGCCACGUUGAUGCUCAUGCUACUCUGAAUGAUGGUGUGGUGGUCCAGGUGAUGGGCUUGCUCUCUAAUAACAACCAGGCUUUAAGGAGAUUCAUGCAGACCUUUGUCCUUGCUCCUGAGGGCUCUGUUGCAAAUAAGUUCUAUGUUCACAACGAUAUCUUCAGAUACCAAGAUGAAGUCUUUGGUGGCUUCAUCACUGAACCUCAGGAGGAAUCUGAAGAAGAAGUAGAGGAGCCUGAAGAAAGACAGCAGACACCUGAGGUGGUACCUGAUGAUUCUGGAACUUUUUAUGAUCAAACUGUCAGCAAUGACUUAGAAGAACAUUUAGAAGAAGCUGUUGCUGAACCAGAGCCUGAACCGGAACCAGAACCAGAGCAGGAACCUGUAUCUGAAGUCCAGGAGGAAAAGUCUGAGCCAGUAUUGGAAGAAACUGCUCCUGAGGAUGUUCAGAAGAGUUCUUCUCCAGCACCAGCAGACAUAGCCCAGACAGUGCAGGAGGACUUGAGAACCUUUUCUUGGGCAUCUGUGACCAGUAAGAACCUUCCACCCAGUGGAGCUGUUCCAGUUACUGGGAUACCCCCACAUGUUGUUAAAGUACCAGCUUCACAGCCUCGCCCGGAGUCUAAGCCUGAAUCUCAGAUUCCACUUCAGAGGCCUCAGAGGGAUCAGAGGGUGCGAGAACAGCGAAUAAAUGUUCCUCCCCAGAGGGGACCCAGACCAGUCCGUGAGGCUGGUGAGCAAGGCGAUGUGGAACCCCGAAGAAUUGUGAGACAUCCUGACAGUCACCAGCUCUUCAUUGGCAACCUGCCUCAUGAGGUGGACAAGUCAGAGCUUAAAGACUUUUUUCAAAAUUAUGGGAAUGUGGUAGAACUGCGUAUUAACAGUGGUGGGAAAUUACCCAAUUUUGGGUUUGUUGUGUUUGAUGAUUCUGAGCCUGUUCAGAAGGUGCUUAGCAACAGGCCCAUCAUGUUCAGAGGAGAGGUCCGUCUGAAUGUGGAAGAAAAGAAGACUCGAGCCGCCCGUGAAGGGGACCGCCGGGAUAACCGCCUGCGGGGACCUGGAGGCCCUCGAGGUGGGCUGGGCGGUGGCAUGAGAGGCCCACCUCGUGGAGGCAUGGUGCAGAAACCAGGAUUUGGAGUGGGCAGGAGCAUUGCUCCAAGGCAGUGAAAUACUCUUCACCAGUCUUCAGGCAGGAGUACAAACUAGCUCCCACAGAAUGAUGAAUUUCUUCAGCCAACCUUGGUAUCUUGGAAUAUGAUCCCACUCUGUCACAGACUGCUUAAGUUUGUGCAGUUUUACUUUUUGUGUUAAUGGUGUGUGCUCCUUCUCUCCCCUGCUCCCUACCUUUUAGUCCUUCACUUCCAAUUUUGUGGAAUGAUAUUUUAGGAAAAAUGGAUUUUUAAAGAAGAAAAAAAAGACUGAAUUUCUUUGCUUUAUUUGCAUAUACAGACUGGAUUUUUUUUUUUUUAACAGUUUCCCCAAAGGAAUGUGUCUUGCUUCUUACUGACAUUUGGUAUGUUUCAUUCAUUGGACUAUUUCUUACUUACUUUCUAUGUGUUUCAAAAGCCUGUGAGAAUUACAGGAUUUGAUAAACAUUUUGAAGACCGGAGAAACCCAAAUUGUUUUCCUCUUUGAGAGUCAUGACUAUCUUCUGGUGUGGAGAAAUUGCCAUUGGAAAAAUUGACAAUUUUGAUUCUCAUUGAUGUGGUUAAAAACUGAAUAAAAGGUGUUCGAGUUUUCUUUUAAAACAUGAUCACAAAACAAUUCUAAAAUCUACUGUUUUUGACAUUGGAAUUUAAAUUGUGAGAUAGAUUUAAAUGUCUAGAAUGCAACUGAUAAGCUUUUCUUGAACUGUUAGUUUUUUUUUGAAGUAGAGUUUUUUUCAUGUUUAAUUUGUAUUUGUAAAAAAAGAAAAAAAGAACAAAAAAAAUUUCCAAAUCUAAGUAACACAAAACCAGAGCAAAACUGUUGUGCCUUCUAUUUAUCUUUGAUUCCAGUCUUGGCAAUUGUUUAAAGAAAAUAAUAAAAAAAAAAGACCCCUAGAUUUGUUCUAUCAGGUUCAGAGUAUGUUGGGAAUUAUGACUCCCUUUUUUACCCUGUAUGUCUUGUGUUCAUUUGUUAUGCCUUAUUCUGAAAUUGAGUUUCGAACUGGAAUGCCUUUGAGUACAGAUGCUUCUGUAGAGUCCUUUGACCUGAAUAGUUCAGCAUUUGUAUUAAGUUUUAUUUCAGUGUCUAUUCAGAAUCAUAGCCCAUAAGAAAGAAUGUGACAUUAAUGUUGGACUUUGAUGGUGUGCUUGAGUGAGUGCUAGGUUUUUUUUUUUUCUUUUAAUCAUAGCCAUAUGGUAAAUUUUCUGUUUUGUUAUGGUUCCCUUUUACUGGUGGGCAUGCAGUGGGUAUUUCUUGGAAAUGGCCAAUUUUUAUUAAAACGUUUCUGGAAGAUCUGGCGAUAUAGACUAAUACUCGUUUUGCAUAGUAUGUGUUGAGUGCUGUGUGUGAGAUGGGUGAAGGUUUUGCUUACACAUUUGUGUAGCAAGCCUUUGUGUGAUAACUUGUCACUACCAAUUGAAGGACAAUGAGGUUGUCAACUUAAACUUAUUUUUUUAACAGUGUUCAUCUUUAAGACUAUUGUUUGAGGCUAGUAUAUUAGUAGGAAUAGGAAUGUUUUGCUGUUGCUGGGAAACUAGGUUUACUGAAGGGUGUAAUCUUAAAUGAAGUUUUUGAUGUUAUCAGUUGGUCCUUAGUACCUCAAAUAUUGGCAACAUCUCCUUCAUGUAUAACAACAUAAAAAAACUAUAUAACUGAAUCCCGUGGCUGGUUUUUGGGUCAGUUUAAACAACUAGUUGGUAACCACUUCAUUUGGCCCAGAAUUAGAAGACAUUCAGCUUGUACUUUUGUAGCUUAUAUUAAGCUUGUAGUUGAAAGAAGAAAAUUUAGCCUGAGUUAUUUUUGAGGAAAAAAAUUAAGUUGUAGUAACUAUUAGGUGAUAAAAUAUAGAUAACCUAGGAAUCAUUUUUCAUAAGUGAAUACUAAACCAUACACUUCUAAAUGUUUUUCCUCCUCAGAGCAGAGCUUUAAGGGCACUAACUAAAUACAGUGUUCCUCAACUUGGGGCUGUUGUUGCACCCUAGAGGACAUGCGGAAAUGUGUGGCUUCUUUUGGCGGGGAGGCGGGUGGAGGGAGAUGCAUGGCCUGCAUCUGGUGUUUGCUGAAUGGGGGCCAGUGAUGCCAGAAUGCUCUUGGGAAAUGAAGCAGCCCCACUGAGAACACAGGGAGUCCUUACUCCUGUAAUUCAUGGUGGGUAGAGUGGUGCGAUAGGACAACUGGAGUGAAGGCUCAUUCCUUUGAAAUAGAGUCUCAGAAAAAUAGCAACUAGAAAUCUCUCAGGAAUUAUAGUAACAACUACUGUAAGUAAUUAAUCCCAACUUUACUUUAUUUGUACCAAUUGUGUGUGUGUAUGUGUGUUUUAAUUUGGAGUGGUAGCAAUAUACUAUAUGCUGCUUGUAAUUUAUUGCAGGGAAUUCCUGCAUAAUUUCACAAAAGUUUGCUUCAGUAAUUUCAAGUUACCAUAAUUGGGAUAUUAUGGUGAUUUGACUUGCAUUGGACUUUAUAAGUAGGAUUCAGCAUCAUGGUUAACACUCUUUAUUGCUGAUGUAAUAAACAUGUUACCCUAGGUACACAUCUAUUCACAUAUUUCACGGUUAGUGAAAAUAAAAUAGGUGAGGGCAAGAUUUUCUGUAGGCAGUAUCACCUCAUCACAUUCAACAUAAUUUUUUGUCUGUUGGAAUGGCCCAACAGGUAGUUCUUUUCUCCUGAGCUUAAAACCCUUCACACAUGAACAUUUUAGCUAAGUUACACUAGUUUGGUUCAGUAGAUUUCAGUCUUUUAAGAUCUGUUGAAAAUAAAUAGACCUUUGACUGUACAAAAAUAAUUUUGUUUGCUUUUAUAUUGAGGUUCGUUUUGUGUUUUCCUGUGUUCUCAACAUUUUGAGUUAUUGCUGCAAAGUGGUGAAAUGGAUAAUGCAAGAAUAAUUGUUUGGUUUUGGAUCAGUAGGUUACUACCGCCAUGUUAGCUGAAUUGCACUUUAGGUUAGACAACUAAAUAUUUCACAGCUAUACGCUGUGACUUAGGUGUUAUUCCCCCCUCAAAGUAGUAGGUGAAGAAAGUACAUCACGAGCCUCCAUGUAGUAGGAGCAGAUUGGCCUCCAAAACUGAUGCUUUUUUUCUAGAACCAUAGUGCCUACUUAUAUUUACAUUUGAAUACCAUUAAGGGAAUAGGGCAUGAAAUAACUACAGUGUAGAGACUUGAGUCUGCAAAACAUUCAGGUCAAGACUAGCAUUACCAUUUUCUAUUUCCUUGAAGGUAAAGUAGUUAAUUUUGUAGGACUUCUUUUGAUUUGUAGACUUUAUUGUGGCACAGUGCUAUUGAAUUACUAGAUUAUUUUCUCAUCUGGGUUGAGAAUACAUUUAGUACAAUUUAAUCUGGAUGUGAAAGACAAUAUUUUUAGCAUCAUCCAGGUUAGUUUAGUUGUGUUUUAUGCUUAUAAACUGCCAUCCUCUGAUACUUUUCUUAAUCCCUUUAUUUGAGAACCCUGGUAGAGUUAGUGAUUUAGUGGAGAACGUGGCACUUUAUAGAUACUGUUGGUCAGAAUAAAUGGAAUUUCUUUCUAUGGAAUUUAAAUUUGUAGUCCAUUGUUUGUCUCGUGGCUUAUUUUAGGGAAGUUGUUUGCAUUUGUCAAACCUACUGAUCUCUAAAAGUAAUUUUUAUAUUAAAGCUUUAUUUUUGUGCUACUUAAAAGAAUCUCUGUAGGAGCUGUAUACAAAUUAGACAGUUGUUGAACUUUUAGUUUAGCAAUUUUGAAUCUUGUAAAAGAAGCAACUUCAGCAUUUAUUUGAAUAUGGAGUUCUAGCUAAGUGCCUAAUGUACCAUAGAUUGGCAGUGGACAGUUAGAGGUAGUCUUUUGCAGAUGUUUUAGAAACCUUAAAGAAUGUGUUAGAAACUUAGCAAUAUUUUAUGUGGGAUGGGGUUGUAGGUUAGUCGCUUGUCAUGUUGUACUAGGUCAUUAAACGAAGACUUCUGGUUUUAGGGUAGUAAUACCUUUUGGAAUUUGUGUUUAUUGUAAUAUCAAGGUUCUGGGGACCACAGAUGGGCUUGUGAACUUACUAGACUGAAUUAAAGACAUGGUGGCACAUGUGAGAUAAAACUUGUAUUUUUAUUAUUUUUAGUGGAUGUGUAUCUAACUCUGGAUGAUGCUGAAAUUAGAUUGCUUUGCUCAUGCUUUCAUGAAGCAGUCUUUAAUAAUGGCCUGAAUGAGUGAAAGGUUGAUUAAAGGUGGCCUACAACCCUUAACCAGUUUUACUUUUGAUCAUGCUUAUGUAUUGGCUUAUAAUCAAAGUUGCUGUCUUUUGAUUGCAUGACUUUCGAAGUCUCAACUCUUCAGUUUCCACUCAAACCUGGUAGCCCUGGGUGAGAAGAAUAUAGUAUUGGAAAUCAGUUCUCUUGUUACUUCUAUAAACCAUGUGACCUGGUCAGUUUGAGAAAUCUACUGCGUGGUUAUUACUUUGAAAUGUGUCCAAUGUCACAGAUUCCUAAGGGACUCUUUUUUUUUUUAAGUAAGUGAUGCUUACCCAAAAAUUCACUAUUGAAGUACUUUAGCAAGUAUUUAUUCUUCAGAAACCCACUUGUGGGAAGUUUGCCUGUAUUUUUGGUAGUAAUUAGAGGGAUGAUUCUAUCAUUUAAUAUGGAUUUAGUUCAACUAUCGCUGUAACUAACCACUUUGGUCACUGAUACUCUCCCUAAGUUUUGUUGUCACCUGUUUGGGUUUGGUUUGGAUUCUUAAAUGUUUUUAUGAGGAGUGUGUGUACAGUGAUUUGGCCCUUUUAAAUGAAGACAUAAGGAAUUAGCAAAGAAGGGACUUCUUUUAAAGAUUCAGUAUACAAUGUAAGUAGAUUAUGUAGAACAUACAUUGUGUUAAUAAAUUUGCAUAGGUAUCUACAUUGGUUUUCAAGAAGAGUGGGAUAGGGGUGGAAUUUAGCUGAUGGAAUAUGAAUAAUUUAUGGUUUACAUAAAAGAAAAUCAUAAUUUUAAGUGAGAAACUAUUUCUAUAAAUACUCCCCCCCCCCCCCCCCCACCGCCGCCGUACUGAUGGUUAUCACAAGAAACAGGAGGAGACUCCUAGAUUUCUUAAAGUAUCAGUGCUGGAAAGGACUAAGGUGAUUUGUGUAACCCCUGCAAUUUUCAAAAGGUCGCUGACUCAGAUGACUAGUCCAGCACAUUGAGGAAUUGCCAAUCCUGCCCUAUGUUUGCUUUAGUAAGCCAAAGCUGUCAAAAGGUAGGAUGUGGGGAGAAAAGGGAAGGAGCCACAUUGUGUAUGCUUAUCCAGUUGCUUCAUUAGCUCAGUUUUCAUACUCACGUUUUCUGUUUUCUUCCAACUGUUUUAAUGCCUGUUCCAGGGCCUUUUGUCAAUAAGGACAUUAACUUGUGUUCCCCUCAGGGAUGGGUUUACUACUAGCUGUCAGAAAGCUAUUGGGUAUCCUAAUGUGUUAAUAGCUGAAACUCAGCUGUAAUUCUCUCCUAAAUCUGUCAGCAUUUUGCAUUCUGUACAUUGUGGUGCUUUCCCCACCUUGUAUUGUUAAAAGUGUAAGCUCCUAAGGGGCAGCAAUUUGGUCUUAGGCAUAUCCCCUGUUCAGUGCCUGGCAGCACCAUGUUUGAAUCAGGGUCCUAAUCUGCUUUUCCGGUGGUUUUUCCUAUUCCUCACGGAAGGAUGGUUAUGGUUUGCUGACAAGCUAGGUGUUGCUGAUUCCGUGGCUUCAAGUGCCUUCACUUCCCUGAGGAUAGACUUGCAUCUGCAUUCUCCCUGCCACCCCUCCUCCCGCCACCUCCAAUCUCUUACCAUCAAAACCUUUUUUUUCCAAGACCUCUAUCAAGAGCUUUUUCUUUUCUCCCUAAGAGAAAAGAUGUCUUAAGAGAGGUUAAUUCAUUACCCUGUGGGGGUUGGUCUGUCCAGAAUUUGAAGUAAGGAGCAAAUUUACCUUCAUCUACUUAUCUUCCACAUUGUCCCUCCUGUUGGAAAUUCUAUCCCAAUCUUCAUUUUAAAAUGUUCCUAGCAUAUUUAAUACCGUUCUCCUAGCUUAUAACUUACCCCUUCAACCUAGAACUAGAACAUACCAUAACCUCCUGGAGGACAAGGACUGGAGGAUUAAUCCAUUCCUCCUGGAGGUACAUGAAAACACCCUUAAAUGACGACUCACUCAGUUGAAUAAUGUAUUCCUGUUUUCAUGCUUAUGAGGGAGGCAUGCCUAGGGAUUGGUUAUAAUUCAAUAAAUUAUAGGCAUCACGCAUUUCAUAUCGGAGGGGAUUGGUGUGAAAUUUUGAGGGGUGGGCAGAAGAGGGAGAAGUCACUGGUCAUUUUGGAGUACUUCCAUCCCUGGUCUGGGCAAUUAGCUGUUUUCUUUCUGAUUGCGCCCAGUAUAUCCCGGGCAUUUUGUGUUGACAUGCAGGAGCUGUAUGUGCCAAGUUUCGUUUCUUACCGUACGCCUACUCCGUUCUCAGUUUGCCAUCACCCAUGCUACAAUCAGUCACCCUAGUCACCUGCUUCCUGUCUCCUUACAUCCUGUCUCCAGCUAAUUCCUGUCAUUUCUACCUCAGCAGUCUUUCACAUCCUUCCUCCCCACUUCCUUUCAGUGGCCUCUCAGCUUUCUUUACCUCUUCUUACUUCUAGUCUACUUUCUACACGAUAUUAGAUUCAUCUUACUGAAACCUAGCUCUGACCAUGUAUCCCAUGUAUGUGUUCUGUCUUCCCUGCUAGACUGUAAGCUCCUUACGGGCAGGAUCUGUGUUUCAGUCAUCUUUGUAUCCCAUAGCACCUAUCAAUAAAUACAUCUUGAACGAA